This is a messenger RNA of Fonsecaea monophora, 1104 nucleotides long. RefSeq lists its product as hypothetical. Lineage: Eukaryota; Fungi; Ascomycota; Eurotiomycetes; Chaetothyriales; Herpotrichiellaceae. The coding region runs from base 1 to 1104 and encodes 367 amino acids. The record is from RefSeq and is a predicted model, not a curated record. The transcript has 3 exons.
AUGAGUGACGCGCAACUUGGACUGCAGCAACGGGGAUCGGUCCGGGAGAACAAGCAUCGCGUGCAAAGCGUGUCGGCGGAGAAAGUCAAAGCUUGGAAAGAAAAGUUGGGCGCGUUGGGGGAUGUGAUGAUUUCGAUUGUACACACGUCGGUGCCCAAGAGUCCCUCCUCACACCACUUCUCCUUGCCUGUUGUGGAGUGGCCCGCGAACUACGACGACCCCUUCCUCAAAGAUAUUUUCGACCACCCCGGUGACUAUGGCGCUCUUCAACUCGUGCCCCUCAUCAAGCUGUUGGAAUCAUAUCGCUUGAUCGACGACGCACUGGAGCAUACUCGUGAGCAGGCGGUGAACGCUGUCGUGUGCAAGAUUCAGGCGGCGGUGUUGGAAUCAUUAGCACAACCCCCCAACAAUGAUGGCGACGGCGACUCCGUCGUGGCGACAACCGAAGACAUUCCUGACAGCGGGAUCUCUGAACAGGUACCUGUCGAUGGAUUCUCUGAACGGCAGCCUGUCGAUGAACCCGGCGCUGACGCAAAUACAACCGUGCCGACUUACCCAACAACCACUGCGCCGCCUUUGCCGCCGUGUCCACCCACCACGAGCGCGUAUCAAGCCCAUCCUCCUGUUGAUGUCGCACAGCCCAUAUCGAACUGGAAUCACUGCUGGUUUGGACCGAUUCAGGAGAAUAUCAAAGUCUGGAAUAAUUACCACGGCACCGCAGCACCAGCGCCAUCAACCCCAGUCACCAUUGCCACCACCAGCCCAUCACAGGAUGCCGCUCUUCUUGGAACACCCCAGCAGAUCGGGACGUCUCAGCUGAUCGGCGCGCAUGCGCAGGCAAUCGCCCAUCAGCAGCAAUACGACCUUCAACAGCGAUAUUUCCAGCAGUUCGCGGCCACAACACCCUCUUACUUCUUGUCCAAUCAACCCUUGUCCAACUUUGUUGAUCCUAACCUCACACCAGCAGGAUUCUGGAACAGCGAGACUUCGACAGCGUUCCCUCAAGGUGUUCCCCAAGAUGGGCCCGGAUUCCCAGGAGGCGACUUUUCUCGGCAAUCGUUCGUUCCCGUCGUCGGUUUCGAAAAUGGGAGGCCGCAUCCUUGA